Messenger RNA from Choloepus didactylus (southern two-toed sloth), 2837 nucleotides. It is a transcript of the gene CHRM1, whose product is annotated as cholinergic receptor muscarinic 1. Gene Ontology annotation, cellular component: synapse; dendrite; plasma membrane. Gene Ontology annotation, biological process: adenylate cyclase-inhibiting G protein-coupled acetylcholine receptor signaling pathway; saliva secretion; chemical synaptic transmission. The transcript has 2 exons. Gene Ontology annotation, molecular function: G protein-coupled acetylcholine receptor activity; G protein-coupled serotonin receptor activity. Bases 413 to 1795 code for a protein of 460 amino acids. The record is from RefSeq and is a predicted model, not a curated record. NCBI's taxonomy places the organism in Eukaryota, Metazoa, Chordata, Mammalia, Pilosa, Megalonychidae.
UUGCCCCCUCCCUCUUGGGACUUGAAUUGGGUACCCUGAUAGAGGAGGGGGACACACUCCAGGACCAAGUCGACAAACCCCAGAGGCUGCUGCCCUAGUCUUCCCUCCUGCUCCCCCUCCCUUCCUCUCCUCCCUCCCUCCCUUUCCCUCCUCCUCCCCCCCCCCCAGGCUGGCGUGCCAGGGGGUGGGACAUGCCACUCACUGGCUGUGCCUCUCCCGCUGCCAGCACAGGGCGCAGCUCCCCCCGGGAGCCAGGUGUUUGAGUCCCUGGAGACGCCGCCGGCCCCCGGGGAGGCAGUGAGGUUGAGGACCCUCCAGACCCUUCUCCAAGCCCAUGGUGAUGACCUCCCCCUAAGGAAGCCCCGCAGCGCACCUGGAGGACGGGGCUGCCUCCCAGCCCCACCUGACCACCAUGAACACCUCGGCCCCACCCGCUGUCAGCCCCAACAUCACCGUGCUGGCACCAGGAAAGGGUCCCUGGCAAGUGGCCUUCAUUGGGAUCACCACGGGCCUCCUGUCACUGGCUACCGUGACAGGCAACUUGCUGGUCCUCAUCUCCUUCAAGGUCAACACGGAGCUCAAGACAGUCAACAACUACUUCCUGCUGAGCCUGGCCUGCGCCGACCUCAUCAUCGGCACCUUCUCCAUGAACCUCUACACCACGUACCUGCUCAUGGGCCACUGGGCUCUGGGCACACUGGCCUGUGACCUCUGGCUGGCCCUGGACUACGUGGCCAGCAACGCCUCCGUCAUGAACCUGCUGCUCAUCAGCUUUGACCGCUACUUCUCCGUGACCCGGCCCCUGAGUUACCGCGCCAAGCGCACGCCCCGCCGGGCGGCCCUGAUGAUCGGCCUGGCCUGGCUGGUUUCCUUCGUCCUCUGGGCCCCAGCCAUCCUCUUCUGGCAGUACCUGGUGGGCGAGAGGACGGUGCUGGCCGGGCAGUGCUACAUCCAGUUCCUCUCCCAGCCCAUCAUCACCUUCGGCACCGCCAUGGCCGCCUUCUACCUCCCUGUCACGGUCAUGUGCACGCUCUACUGGCGCAUCUACCGGGAGACGGAGAACCGGGCCCGGGAGCUGGCGGCCCUGCAGGGCUCGGAGACACCAGGCAAGGGGGGAGGCAGCAGCAGCAGCUCGGAGCGGUCCCAGCCGGGGGCGGAGGGCUCGCCGGAGACCCCGCCGGGGCGCUGCUGUCGCUGCUGCCGGGCCCCCCGGCUGCUGCAGGCCUACAGCUGGAAGGAGGAAGAAGAGGAGGACGAAGGCUCCAUGGAGUCCCUCACGUCCUCGGAGGGCGAGGAGCCCGGCUCCGAGGUGGUCAUCAAGAUGCCCAUGGUGGACCCCGAGGCGCAGGCCCCCGCCAAGCAGCCCCCCAAGAGCUCCCCGAAUACGGUCAAGAGGCCAACCCGGAAAGGGCGGGAGCGAGCGGGCAAGGGCCCGAAGCCCAGGGGAAAGGAUCAGCUGGCUAAGCGGAAGACCUUCUCGCUGGUCAAGGAGAAGAAGGCGGCUCGGACCCUGAGCGCCAUCCUCCUGGCCUUCAUCCUCACCUGGACGCCAUACAACAUCAUGGUGCUGGUGUCCACCUUCUGCAGGGACUGCGUCCCCGAGACCCUGUGGGAGCUGGGCUACUGGCUGUGCUAUGUCAACAGCACCGUCAACCCCAUGUGCUACGCGCUCUGCAACAAGGCCUUCCGGGACACCUUCCGCCUGCUGCUGCUCUGCCGCUGGGACAAGAGACGCUGGCGCAAGAUCCCCCGGCGCCCGGGCUCCGUGCACCGCACCCCCUCCCGCCAGUGCUGACGGCCCCCUCGCCCGUGUCCCCCACCCCCAGCCCUGUCCCCGGGAGAGGCCGGUAGGAAGCGGGCAGGGACAGGGCGUCCUCGGCCGCCAGGGCCCCACCCUGCCCCGGCCUCAUUGGGCUUCCCGGGCCCCUCCGGGCCACCUUCCUGGACAGCCCAGAGAGACCCUGCCAACUUUCCAAACGUUGCAGUCUUCCCAGGCUGGGAGCGGAACCUGGGGAAACUGGUUUUUCUGUUCCCUGCUGGGUGGGAAUGGGCGCUUCACCAGGAAGAAGGCCCAGGAGGAGGAUCCGGGCUUGGGACUCCUUGUUUGUGUUUAGACAGGAAGGCCGCAGCCGUACGGACGGGCCAGGAUGAAGAAGGUUUAACUUGACAGCUGUCCUUGGCGCGGGGGCUGGCCUGGAUGGCUGCGGGGCAGGGCACCCCCUGGCGGCCACGGUGGGGAACUGACACCGAACCCUGGGAAAGGAACGCUUGGCUCAGGGGGCAUCCUCUGGCCCAGCAACCCCCCCCAUUCCUCAGCAGGCAGAGCCCGUUCCCUCAGGCCCUAAGCACACUCUCUGGGAUCGUCCUGUCUCCCUCCGAUUGCCCCAGCGCAUCCCUGUAUGGGUCACCCCAGAGGCAAAUGUCCAUGCAUCCACCGGACAAAUAACACCAGAGGGGAGCAGUUUGGCUAGUCACACAUCAAGUUCUGGGGCAGCAGCAGGACCUGGCGCCAGGCGUCCUGACUGCUCCACCAUGACGUUUCCCCGGGAGCAAGGGGGCAGAGUUGUCUGCGUCCAGCCCCACACCCAUACCCCCUGCCUCAGUCCCAACCUCCCUCCGUGCAAAUCUCGCCAGGCCCCCCGCAUGCUGCCUGCCUCCGGCCCACCCCACGCAGUCCUGGCCCAGCCAGCAGGCGCUCUCCCAUGAGCUCCCACUCCCACCCGUGCAUGGCCUCCCCUCCACCCUUAUCUCCAGGCCCGGCCUGGCCCCAAAUGUUCUUUUCUUCCGUCCUCAGCAAGUGCUGAGUCUGUGAAUAAAGCCACAUUAACCAGUGGGCA